Labrus mixtus (cuckoo wrasse) is the source of this 2686-nucleotide messenger RNA. RefSeq names its product B-cell receptor CD22-like. Lineage: Eukaryota; Metazoa; Chordata; Actinopteri; Labriformes; Labridae. The record is from RefSeq and is a predicted model, not a curated record. The coding region runs from base 682 to 1800 and encodes 372 amino acids. The transcript is spliced from 7 exons.
GUUUUGAAGGAAUUUUGUAGAAUAGAUGAAACGUCAGUGAAUCAAUGUCUAUAAACUUUCUUCUGGGGAUUGAGAAAAUCUUUAGGCUAGCUGAUUUCCUGUUGAGAGACAUUUAUCUAUCACCACCGUGUAGUAUCCACCAAAUAUCUGGAAUGUCAGGAUACUUUGACUGAUUGGUUAGUGCAGCUAAACGUUCAUCAUCUAAAAGUCCUGACUGUUUGUAACUCUCAGUCUGGAUCAAACACUGACAUGUUGAACGUCUCAUGACUAAGUGCUCUUUUUGAGUGCAAAGCUGUUCUCCUUUAUCCAAUGAUUAAAAACACUGCAAGGCCCUGGAGAUCAUUAUGUUUUAGCAAUUGCCUUAAAAAAAGAAACGUUUGCUAAAUUAGGGAAGUAUUUCAGAAGAAAAAACAGAAAACAUGCGGUAAAUUAACUGAAGCAAGAAGUGUCAACCCCAAGUUCUCCAUUUACUGACACGUAGUGUUAAAAAUAUUCAAAUGAUUCAGAGAAACAGAAAACUCCUCCUAUGAUAUGGUUAUGAUGUACUGCAGUUUACAGAGCAUCGUGCUCAGGAAUAAGAACCUUAUUUUUGAUCAGCUUGAGACUGCCUUAUGUCAUGCCCACUUAUGAAAGAUAAAAACAAAUCACAGCCUUUUGCUUUUUGUUGCUGAUUUGAAGAAGAUGAUCGCUUUCCUGGUGCUUUCAUUUCUCGGAGCAGGAACUGUGGGUGCUGAUAGGGAUGUGACUUUCGAAAACCCAAAUCCAUGCGCUGUGGAGGGGUCGUCUGUGGAGUUCAGGUGCUCGUACAACUACCAAGAUGGACAAACUGUUAGAAAGACUGAGUGGUACAAAGGGGAAUUAAAAAAUGGCGUCUGGAUACGUGUGAAGCUCUCAGACCUUCCUUCAUAUCGAAAUCGCUUUGAAUUCAUUGGUGACCAGCAACACGACUGUAGCCUGGCACUCCAUGACCUGCAGCAUAUUGACACUGGGUAUUACUACUUCAGGUUUGACACUGACAUGUUUGGGUGGCGCAGUAAGACUUCAGUGUAUCUCUCUGUCACAGAGCUGCAUGCCAGAGUGUACCCUGACACUGUGAGAGCAGGAGACAGCGUGAGUCUUCAAUGUAAUACAUCCUGCCAUCUUAGCAGCACAGUUUGGUUCAAAGAUGGACACCCAGUAUCCAAACCAGAGUUCCAGGUUCAGGCAGAGGAUGCUGGGAAUUAUUUUUGUGCAGUUGAAGGGCAGGAGUCAGUGCAAUCGGAACCUGUAGCUCUAUAUGUUCAGUAUCCUCCUCUGAAUGUGUCUGUCGAGGUGACUUAUCCUGAUAGCCAAAAUGAGAGCAGCAGUGUGAAUCUGACCUGCAGCAGCUCUGCUAACCCUGCAGCACAAAACUACACCUGGUUCAGGAGGACAGCUUCUCCCAGCUCCGGCUCCAGCUCCAUGUUCCAGGUGGGCUCAGGACAGGUGAUGUCUCUCCCCUCUAUGCAUGUGAACCACACUGGACUCUACCUCUGCCAGGCCAGGAACACAGUGGGGGAAACCAACUCAACUGAGGUGCUGCUGACCAUAAGUGCCAACAAUCAUGGUUUGUUUCACUUAGGAGUCACAAGAAAUCACACAGAGAUAAAUAAAGAGCUUUGGAGUUCUUUAUCAUUAAGCCAAGUCAUCCUCCUGAUUGGAGUCAAAGUAGUAAUUUUGGUGGCUCUUACACUGGUUAUCAUCUGGGCUGGGAGACAUAUACGUAUAAAAAAUGAAGAGGAGAACGACCAUGACUAUGAAAAUGAAAGCACUGGAGUAUAAUGGAUUAAAAAGACAGGCCUGGCCUGCAGGAAAUGUCUGUUUAAGCAUCUCAGAGACGAGUGAUGGCAUUUAAAUGACACGCUGCCAUGUAACUUGGCAUAAGUCUGUGACUUGUGUUGUGGAUGGAGAGCGACUACAAGAACUGGAGGAACAGCUCAGGAGCAGGUUAUUCUUCUUUCUUAUUUCCUCUCUGUGACACAUGAAGAGACAUGUAAGAGUAUCAAAUGUUAUCAAUAAGACAUCACUGCUGUUCCUUUCAUCAAAGAAAGACCUUUUCGGAGAAGCACAGUGAAUUUUAUUGAACAAAAAAAGGCAUUAUAAUUCUAAAAGCUAUGCUUUACCAUAAUGAAAGUGGAGUGGGCCAAUUCAUGUUUUAUUGUUAUCUCUAUGCCAUCGUGUUUAGUUCAUUUCAUCAGAGUUUGUGUCCUGUGAAUGUUGUUCUUGAUCUACUUUUAGUGAUGUGACAAGUUAAACCAUUGUUGUAAAACCAGAAUAUGCUGCCCCCUUCAGUUGAAACUCAUGUACAUCAAUGUGAGGACUUUUAAAAUAAAGAUCAUUACAAUUAUUUGUAUAAUUUACCUGAACAAUUUCCUCGUAAGGUUAGGGCUUAAGUUGGUUAAGAUUGUAUUUUAAGCUUUUAUUAUAUCAGUAUACUUGCAAAAAAAAGAAAGAAAACAACACAGCCUUAAUUUGAUGGAUGCAAAGAGUAAGAGUGUCUUAGAGAAGGAAGAAUCACUAUUUAAUUGUCUUGUCAUUAAAUAAAAUUACUGCCAUUUGUAUACAUAUAAACCUGUUAUAUUCAAAAGUUAAAUAUAAAUGCUGGCUGCUGUAAUGAAGUGUAUGUGUUAUUCAAGAGUUUGAUCAUGCAAUAAACAUACUUAUCUUA